GUUUAUUUAUCCAAAUUUUGGUUUGACGAAAUAUAUUUGGAAAAGGUUUGAGAUUGUUAAAUUAGGAAACACUGAACAAAAUGGGAUUUUAGGAAAUUAGGAAACACUAAACACUGCUCUCUCCAUAUAAUGGCCAAUCAAAUAUUUGAACUGCAAAUAAUUGAAGAGAUCAGAAUGGCCACCAUGAGAGCUUCUCCGCUUCCUAACUCCUCCGCACUCCGCAUAACCCGUGCGCCGAACCUCUCGGCCGCCGCCGCCCCAUAUUUUCCGGCCAGAUGGAGGUCCGGGUCCUCUGGGAUUGAGACGACUACUGAUGCCCAGCAGCAGGAUACUCUGUUUUUGGACGGCCUUCAGCUUCCCACUACUUUUGAGGAUGUGCCAUCUUUUCCGGCUGAAAGGAGGUCAGAGCUACCGCCGCCGCAGCGGCAAGAUCCUCCUUUUCUUGAUGGCGGCCUGAUUCGUAAUGGUCCUGAUGCACCACACUUCCCGGACGCCGCUGCUCCAUGUUUCCCGGCCGGAGGGAGGUCUGGGAUUGAGACAGCUUUUGCUCCGCGGGAUAGGAGGCCACAAUUGCCGCCGCCGCGCCGCCAACGUCAGUAUGAUCUGUUUGUGGACGGCGUUCUGGUUUCCACCGGCUUUGUGGAUCCGCCAUCUUUUCCGGCCGCCGUUUCCCCAUCAAGAACGAAUAGAGAGCCUGAAGCUUGCCGUGUGUGUUUGGACGACGUAAUUCCCCACAAUAUCGAAACUAAUUGCAUUGUCAAAUGGGUGCGGAGAAACAGGUGUCUUUUGUGCAGGGCAGCACCCAUAAUUGAUUGAAACAAAAAAUUAAAAAGUCAAUUGGGUUAGGAGAUUUUUAUUUGUGGAUUUGCUGAAUUUCUCCUCUACGGCUAUUAAGAACUUUGUAGUUUUGAUAAGAUUGGUACUUGUAAUAAUUUUUAGAUAAUCGAUUUGUAUGUAGUAAUGUUUUUUAAGUAUGAUUGAUCUUGAUUACUUAUUUCAAGUUUGCAAGUAUUAGUUUAAUCAGGUGAAAUCAAUUUUAGAUGUUUG
Messenger RNA from Cuscuta epithymum, 1047 nucleotides. NCBI's taxonomy places the organism in Eukaryota, Viridiplantae, Streptophyta, Magnoliopsida, Solanales, Convolvulaceae. The record is from the annotation of a GenBank genome assembly.